AUGUACGCCCCUGUCGGUGAGGGCCACGGCAACCAACAACCAUCCCUGGUCAAUUCAUGGUGGCUUCAUCCGCCAGCUGGACGAACUGUUGGGCACGAGCGAGAUCAAGAAGGAAAAUACCUACUUGAAGGUGGCAGAGACAGGGGUGGCGAAGGUCACGGGGUCGGGCCUAGGGGUGGCAUCAUGGACUCUCAUCAGCACCAGUUCUGUCUCAAGUGGAAUAGUUUCGGUAGCAACUUAGCGACAGCGUUCUCGAAUUUGUUCAAAAGCGAGAGUCUUACCGAUGUCACCCUAUUCUGCGAGGGAGUAACGUUCAAGGCACACAGGUUAAUCCUCGCAGCAUGCAGCAAGCACUUUCAAGAACUCUUCGAAGGAAUGCCUCUUUCUCCCGCGGGACUGAUCGUUAUUCUCGACGGGACGAGUGCCCACAAUAUGGCGUCCCUUCUCGAAUUCAUGUACCGUGGAGAGGUACACGUGUCCCAGGAAUCCCUCAGCUCUUUCCUCAAAGCAGCCGAAUGCCUACAAGUAAAGGGCCUGUCCAUCGAGCACGAGAAGCUGGCAGUAGCGCAGCGUCGCGCCGCGGAGAACAGUAACUCGUCGACCGACGCCGGCGGCGGCGGGAGCGGCGGGAGCGGCGGCGGCAGCAGCGGCAGCGGUGACAACGGAAGCGGCAACGCGAGCGGAAACGUCGGUGGUAGCGUGAGCGGCAGCGUGGGCGGCGUGAUCGGCGGCGUCGGCGGCGGCGUCGGCGAGCUGAGCGACAUGAGCGAGGCGGGUGAAGCAACCAUGGUGAGAAACACCAUGAAGAGGACCCCCACACCGGCACCGUCGCCCGCCCCUGCCUACACCGUGCCCAGCCUCUACUCCACUUCCUCUCACUAUUACGAAAGCCCGCAGAAAAGGCUGAUGAGAUCGCCCAGCGACAUAGAUACUCUGGGAAGGGCGAGCGUGUUGCGCGAUGGCACUUCCUUCCGGCCUGCAUCGGCGCCGCAACCGCUUCUCUUGGAGAACCACUACUACCAGCCGUUCAUCCAGCCUUCAGAAACGCCCGCACAUCCUCACACCGCACCACACACACCGACGGAAUUGGAACAGGAAUUGGAACGAGCGAGGUCCGAGGAACGUAGCAACUGCGAUCUCAAGGAAAGCGUAGCCGAAGAUCUUCGAAUAAAGCAAGAGCCAGUAGCGAUGACCGAUCGAGAGAGAGCAGAGAAAUUGGCGGAAAGAUUGUCAGGCGAGGUUUAUUCCGGGGGAAGGGGGUUCGAUGGCGGUCAUUACGGUUCGAAUUCGGAUCACAUGCAGCACGGAGGGCAAGUUGGUCACGCCAUAGUACCCCUGCCACCCGCUCAUCCACCGACUCCUGAUCUCAGUCCUGCACCGACAACCCCCGCUAUGUGGAAUACGAAGAUCAACAAGGCUGGCACUGUCUCCACUCCAGAUGGCAAGAAGCUGAAGUGUCCGUUCUGCGAGAAACUAUACGGCUACGAGACGAAUCUGCGGGCCCACAUACGGCAACGUCACCAGGGUAUCAGGGUGCCGUGUCCGUUCUGCUCGCGGACGUUCACGCGGAACAAUACCGUGAGACGGCACAUCGCGCGGGAGCACAAAGCCGAGCUCAAUCUGAAGGCCUUCCAACAGUCGAACCAUUCGAUGUCAGACUCGGUGCCGCAGUAA
This is a messenger RNA of Eufriesea mexicana, 1674 nucleotides long. RefSeq names its product Chronologically inappropriate morphogenesis (gene chinmo). Gene Ontology annotation, molecular function: protein binding. The coding region runs from base 1 to 1674 and encodes 557 amino acids. Gene Ontology annotation, biological process: regulation of transcription by RNA polymerase II. The record is from RefSeq and is a predicted model, not a curated record. The transcript has 7 exons. Lineage: Eukaryota; Metazoa; Arthropoda; Insecta; Hymenoptera; Apidae. Gene Ontology annotation, cellular component: nucleus.